AUGGCGUCGUUGCCUCCUCCCCCUCCCCCCGGAUGGGGUGCAGCAGCCCCUCCUUCCAUGCCUUUGGCGCCGCCGCCGCCAGGAUACCAGCCCCCGGCGGAUCCGAAUGUCGCAAAGUUUGCUCAGAAGAAGAACGAGUGGCUGCGGACGCAGCGCAAUCGGUUUGGAGAGAAGAGGAAAGGCGGGUUUGUUGAGACACAGAAGGCGGACAUGCCUCCAGAGCACCUGCGGAAGAUUGUCAGAGAUAUCGGCGACGUAUCACAGAAGAAGUUCAGCAAUGAGAAGCGCAGCUAUCUCGGCGCGCUGAAGUUCAUGCCUCACGCAGUCCUGAAACUGCUGGAGAACAUGCCCAUGCCUUGGGAAUCGGCUCGUGAGGUCAAGGUGCUGUACCAUGUGAAUGGCUGCCUCACGCUCGUGAACGAGACCCCGAGGGUCAUCGAACCGGUUUUCCAUGCUCAGUGGGCUACAAUGUGGGUGUGUAUGCGGCGAGAGAAGAGCGACCGCAGACAUUUCAAGCGGAUGCGCUUUCCCCCUUUCGAUGACGAGGAACCUCCCCUAUCGUGGUCGGAGAAUAUCGAAGACGUCGAGCCCUUGGAGCCAGUCCAGAUGGAGCUCGACGAAUCCGAAGAUGCCCCCGUGUAUGAGUGGUUCUACGAUCACCGCCCGCUACUUGAUACCCCUCAUGUCAAUGGACCAAGCUACAAGAGCUGGAAUUUGUCCCUUCCACAGAUGGCAACUCUCUACCGGUUAAGUCAUCAGUUGCUCAGUGAUGUGGUCGACCAGAAUUACUUUCACAUGUUUGAUCUCAACAGUUUCCUUACGGCAAAGGCCUUGAAUGUUGCCAUCCCCGGUGGCCCACGCUUUGAGCCUUUGUACAAGGACAUCGACCCUAAUGACGAGGAUUUCGGUGAAUUCAACGCGAUUGAUCGCAUCAUCUUCCGAGCACCCAUCCGGACGGAGUACAGAGUCGCUUUCCCUUUCUUAUAUAACACCCUGCCGAGAAGCGUGAAAGUUUCCUGGUAUUCUCAUCCUCAAGUCGUUUACGUCCGAACCGAUGAUCCUAACCUUCCUGCUUUCUACUUCGACCCUGUCAUUAAUCCCAUUUCGUCGCGCUCUGUCGCCCCCAAGAACAUUACGGUCACUCAUGAGGAUGAGAUCUUUGGACCCGGGAACAACGAGGACGAUCUUUUUGAACUCCCACCGGAGGUGAAGCCCUUCUUCGCUGACGAGGAACUGUACACACCUGAUACUGCCUCAGCGAUCGCCCUGUGGUGGGCUCCUCAUCCGUUCAAUAAGAGAUCUGGGAAGAUGGUGCGCGCGCAGGACGUGCCACUCGUCAAGCAGUGGUACCUGGAGCAUUGCCCCCAGGGCCAACCCGUGAAGGUCCGAGUCUCGUAUCAAAAGCUUCUCAAGACGUAUGUGCUCAAUGAGUUGCACAAGAAGAAGCCUAAGGCCCAGAACAAGCAAAAUCUGUUGAAGACUCUGAAAUCUACCAAGUUCUUCCAGCAGACGACGAUCGACUGGGUUGAAGCUGGUCUCCAGGUUUGCCGCCAGGGUUUCAACAUGCUCAACCUCUUGAUUCACCGAAAGAACCUGACCUAUCUGCAUCUCGACUACAACUUCAAUUUGAAGCCAGUUAAGACACUGACCACUAAGGAGCGAAAGAAGUCCCGCUUCGGUAACGCUUUUCACUUGAUGCGUGAGAUUCUGCGCCUUACAAAGUUAAUUGUUGAUGCGCAAGUUCAAUAUCGUCUGGGUAACAUCGAUGCUUUUCAAUUGGCCGAUGGCAUUCUGUACGCUUUCAACCAUGUUGGACAGUUGACCGGUAUGUACCGUUACAAGUACAAGUUGAUGCAUCAAAUCCGUUCCUGUAAGGACUUGAAGCAUUUGAUCUACUACCGGUUCAACUCUGGGCCUGUUGGUAAAGGUCCUGGUUGCGGUUUUUGGGCCCCUGCUUGGCGCGUUUGGCUGUUCUUCAUGCGCGGUAUCAUUCCUCUUCUUGAGAGAUGGCUUGGAAACCUGCUUUCCCGUCAGUUUGAGGGUCGUCAUAGCAAGGGCGUUGCCAAGACCGUCACCAAGCAGCGUGUCGAGUCACACUUCGAUCUUGAACUGCGAGCCUCCGUCAUGGCGGAUCUGAUGGACAUGAUGCCUGAAGGUAUCAAACAGAACAAAGUCAACACAGUUCUGCAACAUCUGUCUGAAGCAUGGCGAUGCUGGAAGAGUAAUAUUCCCUGGAAGGUGCCGGGGCUUCCAGCACCCAUCGAGAAUAUUAUCUUGCGAUAUGUGAAGAGCAAGGCCGAUUGGUGGAUAUCUGUCGCGCACUACAAUCGUGAACGUAUUCGCCGCGGUGCCACCGUGGAUAAGACUGUUGCCAAGAAGAAUCUUGGUCGACUGACUCGACUAUGGCUCAAGGCUGAGCAGGAGAGACAGCACAAUUACUUGAAGGAUGGUCCUUAUGUAUCUUCGGAAGAAGCAGUGGCUAUUUACACAACCAUGGUGCACUGGCUUGAGUCUCGCAAGUUCUCACCCAUUCCGUUCCCGAGUGUCUCGUACAAGCAUGACACCAAGAUUCUUAUUCUUGCUCUUGAACGCCUCCGCGAGGCCUACUCUGUAAAGGGUAGACUGAACCAGAGUCAGCGAGAAGAACUUGCUCUCAUUGAACAGGCAUACGACUCUCCUGGAACCACGCUGGCCCGAAUCAAGAGGUUCCUGCUCACGCAGAGAGCAUUCAAGGAAGUUGGAAUCGAUAUGAACGACAAUUACAACAACAUCAACCCUGUCUAUGAUGUCGAACCGAUUGAAAAGAUCACGGACGCCUACCUGGACCAGUACCUUUGGUAUCAGGCAGAGCAGCGCCACCUAUUCCCAGCUUGGAUCAAACCUUCGGAUUCUGAAGUCCCUCCACUGUUGACCUACAAAUGGGCCCAGGGAAUCAAUAAUUUGUCCAACGUCUGGGAAACUGCUGAUGGCGAGACGAAUGUCAUGAUCGAAACGGAGCUAUCCAAGGUCUAUGAGAAGAUUGAUCUUACUCUCUUGAAUCGUUUGCUACGUUUGAUCAUGGAUCACAACUUGGCUGAUUACAUUACUUCGAAGAACAAUGUGCAGCUGAGCUACAAGGAUAUGAACCAUACCAACAGCUACGGAUUGAUCAGGGGUCUGCAGUUCUCCGGUUUCGUCUUCCAGUAUUAUGGUCUUAUGAUUGAUCUGCUGCUCCUUGGAUUGCAAAGAGCCAGUGAGAUGGCAGGUCCGCCACAGAGUCCCAACGACUUCUUGCAAUUCAGAGACCGUGCCACAGAGACAAGACAUCCCAUUCGUUUGUACACUCGCUACGUCGACAAGAUCUGGGUCUUCUUCAGAUUCACCGCCGACGAGUCCAGGGAUCUUAUUCAGCGCUUCCUUACGGAGAAUCCUGACCCUAAUUUUGAGAACGUCAUUGGAUAUAAGAACAAGAAGUGCUGGCCGCGUGAUUGCCGUAUGCGUCUGAUGCGACACGAUGUUAAUCUCGGCCGCGCUGCGUUCUGGGACUUGAAGAACCGUCUGCCACGGUCAAUUACGACGAUUGAAUGGGAUGAUACCUUUGCUAGCGUGUACAGCAAGGACAACCCGAACCUACUGUUCUCCAUGUGUGGAUUUGAGGUCCGUAUUCUGCCAAAGAUUCGCAAUCAGAAUGAGGAGUUCUCGGUCAAGGACAGUGUGUGGUCUCUGGUAGACAACACCACCAAGGAGCGCACAGCCCAUGCUUUCUUGCAAGUAACGGAGGAGGACAUUCAGAAAUUCAACAACCGAAUUCGGCAAAUCCUCAUGUCCUCCGGUUCAACCACUUUCACCAAGAUCGCCAACAAGUGGAACACCGCUCUUAUCGCGCUCUUUACGUAUUAUCGUGAAGCUGCUGUCUCCACCGUCAAUCUCUUGGACACGAUUGUCAAAUGCGAGACCAAGAUUCAGACUCGCGUUAAGAUUGGUCUGAACUCCAAGAUGCCCUCGCGUUUCCCUCCUGCGGUCUUCUACACGCCAAAGGAAUUGGGAGGUCUGGGCAUGAUUUCGGGUUCUCAUAUUUUGAUUCCCGCCAGCGACAAGCGGUGGUCGAAGCAGACGGAUACUGGCAUUACUCACUUCCGAGCGGGGAUGUCACAUGACGAGGAGACCCUCAUUCCUAAUAUCUUCCGAUACAUCAUUCCAUGGGAGGCCGAGUUCAUCGACUCUCAGCGAGUCUGGAUGGAAUACUCUCAGAAGCGGAUGGAAGCUCAGCAGCAGAAUCGCCGUCUGACUUUGGAGGACUUGGAAGAUAGCUGGGAUCGUGGUCUCCCUCGUAUCAACACUCUUUUCCAGAAGGAUAGAAGCACACUCAGCUUCGAUAAGGGUUUCCGUCUCAGAGCAGAGUUCAAGCAGUACCAGCUGAUGAAGAGCAAUCCAUUCUGGUGGACAAGCCAACGUCAUGACGGUAAGCUCUGGAACUUGAACGCCUACCGCACAGACGUCAUUCAAGCGCUUGGUGGUGUUGAGACGAUUCUGGAGCACACCUUGUUCAAGGCCACUGCCUUCCCCUCUUGGGAGGGUCUUUUCUGGGAACGAGCGUGCCUUGCCAAGGGGACACGGCUGCUGCGGUACGAUGGUAGCGAAAUCGAGGUCCAGGAUGUCAAAGAAGGAGACCUACUUCUUGGUCCCGACGGCGGUCCUCGUCGCGUCUUCAACAUUGUGAAUGGUGAAGACCGUCUCUAUCGCAUCAAGAUCGAUAGAGGUAUAGAGGAUCUUGUGGUUACGCCAAACCAUAUCCUUGUUCUUCACCGGGAGAAGAAGGCCAAAAAUAACGAGGAUGACGAGCUGCCUGAAGUCCCAGCAGCAGAGCGUUACGAUACCGUUGAAAUGACCGCCGCUGAGUUCGCCGCCCUCAGUACCGAGGAACGGAGUCUGUAUCGAGCGUUCAGAUGUCCUGGCUUCGAAUUGUCUGAGAAGGCAGUGCCGGCAAAUCAUAGUUUCACGAUCAAAGAUAUUCGACUUGAGCUCGAGACCACGGAGUGGGCCGGUUUCCGAGUCGACAAAGAUCAGCUUUACCUGCGACACGAUUAUCUUGUCUUGCAUAACAGUGGUUUCGAAGAAUCGAUGAAGUUCAAGAAGCUUACCAAUGCUCAGCGAUCUGGUUUGAACCAGAUUCCUAACCGUCGAUUCACCCUGUGGUGGUCGCCAACAAUCAACCGUGCCAACGUCUAUGUCGGUUUCCAGGUGCAGCUUGAUCUUACAGGUAUCUUCUUGCACGGCAAGAUCCCUACUUUGAAGAUUUCCUUGAUUCAGAUCUUCCGUGCGCACUUGUGGCAGAAAAUCCACGAAUCCGUUGUCAUGGACUUGUGCCAGGUGUUUGAUCAGGAACUCGAGCAGUUGGGCAUCGAAGCUGUCCAGAAGGAGACCAUCCACCCACGUAAGUCUUACAAGAUGAACAGUUCGUGCGCAGACAUCCUGCUCUUCGCAACAAACAAGUGGAACGUGACUAGACCUUCCAUUUUGUUCGACACCAAAGACGUCUACGAGCCGACCACGACCAACAAGUUCUGGCUUGAUGUACAGUUGAGAUACGGCGAUUACGACUCUCACGAUAUCGAGAGAUAUGUCCGCGCCAAGUAUCUCGACUACACUACCGAUAGCAUGAGUAUCUAUCCUUCCGCCACUGGUCUCAUGAUCGGUAUUGAUCUUGCAUACAAUCUCUAUUCAGCGUACGGACAGUACUUCCCAGGCUUGAAGACUCUGAUCCAGCAGGCCAUGGCCAAGGUCAUGAAGGCAAACCCUGCCUUGUAUGUACUAAGAGAGCGUAUUCGAAAGGGUCUGCAGCUGUAUGCGUCUGAAAGCAACCAGGAGUUCCUCAACUCUCAGAAUUACUCUGAACUGUUCAGUCCUCAGAUUCAACUGUUCAUUGACGAUACUAAUGUCUACCGUGUCACCAUUCAUAAGACCUUCGAAGGUAACUUGACCACAAAGCCCAUCAACGGUGCCAUCUUCAUCUUCAACCCUAGGACCGGUCAACUCUUCCUCAAGAUUAUUCACACCAGUGUUUGGGCUGGUCAGAAGCGUCUUGGCCAAUUAGCGAAGUGGAAGACAGCCGAAGAAGUUGCAGCACUCAUUCGAUCUCUGCCUGUGGAAGAACAGCCUAAGCAGCUCAUCGUCACUCGAAAGGGUCUUCUGGAUCCCCUUGAAGUCCAUCUGCUCGACUUCCCCAACAUCUCCAUCCGUGCCUCUGAGCUCCAGUUGCCGUUCCAGGCUGCCAUGAAGGUCGAGAAGCUGGCAGAUAUGAUUUUGCGGGCAACCGAACCACAAAUGGUACUCUUCAACCUCUACGAUGAAUGGCUCAAGUCCAUCUCUCCGUAUACCGCCUUCUCCCGGCUGAUUCUUAUUCUGCGAGCUCUGCACGUCAAUAUCGACAAGGCCAAGAUCAUCUUGCGACCUGACAAGACAGUAAUUACACAAGAGCAUCACAUCUGGCCUACGCUAUCGGAUGAAGAUUGGAUCAAGGUUGAAGUGCAACUUCGUGACUUGAUUCUCAACGAUUAUGGAAAGAAGAACAAUGUGAAUGUGCAGAGUUUGACGAGCAGCGAAGUCCGAGACAUUAUCCUUGGUAUGGAGAUUAGUGCGCCUUCACUGCAGCGGCAGCAGGCCGCGGAAAUUGAGAAGCAGCAGGAGGAAGCGAAGCAGCUCACAGCUGUCACGACGAAGACGCAGAAUGUUCGUGGUGAAGAAAUCAUCGUCACGACCACUUCUCAGUACGAACAGCAGUCGUUUGCUUCGAAGACCGAAUGGCGUACACGGGCAAUUGCGACCUCGAAUCUUCGCACGAGAGCCAAUAAUAUCUACAUUUCGUCAGACGAUGUUUCAGAGGAAGGAUACACUUAUAUCAUGCCCAAGAACAUCCUUCGUCGCUUCAUCACCAUUGCCGAUCUUCGAGUGCAGGUUGCUGGGUAUCUCUACGGUAGCUCCCCUCCUGAUAACGACCAAGUGAAGGAGAUUCGAACCAUCGUCAUGAUUCCGCAGGUCGGAAAUACUCGAGAUGUGCAGUUGCCCCAACAGUUGCCACAGCAUGAGUAUCUGAACGGGCUUGAGCCUCUCGGUGUCAUCCACACGAUCUCUGGCAAUGAGCCACAUUACAUGACUGCUAUGGAUGUGACUCAGCACGCGCGGUUGAUGAAUGCUCACCCCUCGUGGGACAAGAAGACCGUCACGAUGACAGUGUCAUUCACCCCUGGAUCUGUUUCCCUUGCAGCGUGGGGGCUGACGCCCCAGGGUUACAAGUGGGGAGCUGAGAACAAAGACACCACAUCUGACCAACCACAAGGGUUCUCGACCAGCAUGGGUCAGAAAUGUCAACUGCUGCUCAGCGACAAGAUACGCGGAUACUUCUUAGUCCCUGAAGAUAAUGUGUGGAACUAUAGCUUCAUGGGAAGCUCUUUCGGCAGCGUCGAAAAGCGACCUGUCUAUGUCAAGAUUGAUACACCGUUGAGAUUCUAUGACGACCAACAUCGUCCUUUGCAUUUCCAGAACUUUGCUGAACUCGAGGACAUUUGGGUUGAUCGUUCCGAUAAUUUCGCUUAA
This is a messenger RNA of Aspergillus viridinutans, 7572 nucleotides long. RefSeq names its product U4/U6-U5 snRNP complex subunit PRP8 (gene prp8). Lineage: Eukaryota; Fungi; Ascomycota; Eurotiomycetes; Eurotiales; Aspergillaceae. Gene Ontology annotation, molecular function: U5 snRNA binding; U1 snRNA binding; U6 snRNA binding. Gene Ontology annotation, cellular component: catalytic step 2 spliceosome; U5 snRNP. Bases 1 to 7572 code for a protein of 2523 amino acids. The transcript has a single exon. Gene Ontology annotation, biological process: mRNA splicing, via spliceosome; spliceosomal tri-snRNP complex assembly. The record is from RefSeq and is a predicted model, not a curated record.